Abrus precatorius (Indian licorice) is the source of this 279-nucleotide messenger RNA. Its product is annotated as gibberellin-regulated protein 12-like. The coding region runs from base 1 to 279 and encodes 92 amino acids. The transcript has 3 exons. The record is from RefSeq and is a predicted model, not a curated record. Lineage: Eukaryota; Viridiplantae; Streptophyta; Magnoliopsida; Fabales; Fabaceae.
AUGGCUAAAAUUCUGUGUGCAUUUCUCCUCAUCCUUGCCAUGGCUUCUGUGACUCGAGUUGCUUAUGCUGGGGGAGAGGGAUCACUUACGCUCGAACAAUGCCCGAAUGCAUGCAACUAUCGUUGUUCGGCGACUCAAUACAAGAAGGCGUGCCUGUACUUCUGCAACUAUUGCUGUGCGAAAUGUUUGUGUGUGCCAUCAGGAACCUAUGGCCACAAAGAAGAGUGUCCAUGCUACAACAACUUGAGAACCAAGAAAGGAGGACCCAAGUGCCCCUAA